AUGAAACCGAAGAUACAGGUUACAGACAAUGUCAAGAAAGAGCAAAAAAAGACAGCCUUUGUUACUACCUACUUGAUUCUAGCAGGACUGUCCCUGCUGAUUUCAAUACUGACAGUGAUUGAUCUGGACUGGGAAGAACACAUUUCCAUUCGUCGCGGUUUGUUGCUGUUCGUUAGCGGGCUGCUAUUCUUCACUUGCUUGUACCUUACCAUAAACACUCUUUUCCUCCACACCACCACUGGUCGAAAAAUCGUCAAGAGAUAUAAGCUUGAAUCUAGUGAUAUCUAUGAUAUCAGUAAUAAACAAGUAUCGGCCGUGCAAGCCCUCUUCUGCUGCCUCACCGGCCUUACCUCGAUUUGCUACUCCUGCAGCCGCAACAUCCUCAAAACGUCCCACUACAUCUCGGAGGCGUACGGCUGGUUCGGUGCCGCCUACUUCGCCUACGACAUCUGGUCGAUGUACGAGGUGUACACGGCGAAGCGCGACCUGAUUGGCGGGCGGUUCAAUAGGGCGGUAGGCGGGGACGGGUGGGCGGAGCGAGCGACCAAGUGGGCGGAGUAUCUGGUCGAUAACGCCGUUAUAGUGGGCCAUCACGUGUUCAUCGGUGGUUUCGGGUUUCUUGUCAUCACCUCUUUGAGAGGUGGCCUUGGAGACUGUUUCUUCGGUUUCAUCUACCUGAUGGAAGCCAGCACGCCUUUUGUAUCGCUGCGAGGUAUCCUAUCGAAAAUCGGAUUGAAGAACACCCCCAUCUACGUCAUCAACGGUCUCAUGAUGUUGGCGGCAUUUUUCGUGUGCAGAAUAGCCAUGUUCCCCUACGUCAUACACUUGUAUUCCAAGUCCAUUAAGGUCGACUUCAUAUCGGCACUCCAUACUCUUCCGAGAGGUUGUCUCAUAAGCAUAGCAAUUUUAUUGUUACCUCAAAUCUACUGGUUCUACUUGAUGUUGGUAGGUGCCACUAAGGUUCUGAAAAAGUCUGUGUCUAACAAUAACAAUUUGAGAAACUUCGAGCACAACUAA
Messenger RNA from Phaedon cochleariae (mustard beetle), 1017 nucleotides. NCBI's taxonomy places the organism in Eukaryota, Metazoa, Arthropoda, Insecta, Coleoptera, Chrysomelidae. The record is from the annotation of a GenBank genome assembly.